Molecule: messenger RNA, 945 nt
Organism: Nerophis lumbriciformis (worm pipefish)
Lineage: Eukaryota; Metazoa; Chordata; Actinopteri; Syngnathiformes; Syngnathidae
Source: RefSeq, a predicted model, not a curated record
AUGGCUGCCGAGAAGCCGCUCCACAUCCCCGGCAACCGUCGUAUCGCGGCCGGCCUGUUGGCCAACCUGCUGUCGUCCAUCUGCAUCGUGUUCCUCAACAAGUGGAUCUACGUGCGUUACGGCUUCCCCAACAUGACCCUGACCCUGGUCCACUUCGCCGUCACUUGGCUGGGGCUGUACGUGUGCCAGAAGAUGGACGUUUUCUCGCCCAAACGGCUGCCGCUGCGCCGCAUCGCCUGGUUGGCGCUCAGCUUUUGCGGCUUCGUGGCUUUCACAAACCUGUCGCUGCAGAACAACUCCAUCGGCACGUACCAGCUGGCCAAAGCCAUGACCACGCCGGUCAUCAUCCUCAUCCAGACGGCUUUCUACAAGAAGACCUUCUCUACUAAGAUUCAACUAACCCUGGUGCCAAUCACGUUAGGCGUGAUACUGAAUUCGUACUAUGACGUGCGUUUCAAUGUGCCGGGGACGCUUUUCGCUACCUUGGGUGUUCUGGUGACCUCGCUCUACCAAGUGUGGGUCGGUGCGAAACAACACGAGCUCCAAGUCAACUCCAUGCAGCUCCUGUACUACCAGGCUCCUCUGUCAUCAGGCUUCCUGCUCGUCAUUAUCCCGUUCUUCGAGCCGCUCGCGGGUGACGGAGGAAUAUUUGGACCCUGGUCUAUUCCCGCUCUGUUGACUGUUUUUUUUUCCGGCGCGGUGGCGUUCCUGGUCAACCUGUCCAUCUACUGGAUCAUCGGAAACACGUCGGCUGUUACCUACAACAUGUUUGGCCACUUCAAAUUUUGCCUAACACUGGUGGGAGGGUACGUUCUCUUUCAGGACCCGCUGACACUCAACCAGGCUUUGGGGAUUCUUUGCACCCUGGCGGGAAUCUUGUCAUACACGCACAUCAAGCUGGCCGAAAUCGAGGAGGGAAAGAGUCGGCUGGCUCAGAGACCUUAA